AUGGCCGACAUUGAAGAGGUUGUAGAGGAGGUCAUAGAAGAAGUCGUGGAGGAGGAGGAGGAGGAGGAGGUGGAGGAGAUGCAGAUGUUCAUGCCAAACAUCGCACCUCCAAAAAUACCAGAGGGUGAGAAGGUGGACUUUGAUGACAUCCACAGGAAGCGGCAGGAGAAAGACCUGCAAGAACUACAGUCCCUCAUUGAGGCCCACUUCAUACAGAGGAAGAAGGAGGAAGAGGAGCUUGUUGCUUUGGUGAACCGCAUCGAGAAGCGGCGCGCGGAGAGAGCAGAGCAGCAGAGGAUCCGUGCAGAACGGGAGAAGGAGAGGCAGGCCAGGCUGGCGGUGAGAGUGAAGAACACACACAUGUGGUAUCCAAUCUGUGACACACACUGUGAGAGACAGUGGCUUAACAAAUGGGUUUCCCUCCUGCAGGAGGAAAAAGAGCGGAAGGAGCAGGAGGAGCAGCGCAAAAAGCAAGAUGAGGAUGCCAAGAAGAAGAAGGUCCUAACCAACAUGACCCACCAGUAUGGCGGCAUCCAGCAGAAGGGGGAAGGUCGUAAAGGGGCUAAGAAACCAACCGAGAGGGAGAAGAAGAAGAAGAUUUUGGCCGAGAGACAAAAGCCACUCAACACUGACCACCUGAACGAGGAAAAACUAAAAGAGAAAGCCACUGACCUCUGGCAGUGGUUGAUGGGACUGGAAGCAGAGAAGUUUGACCUUGGAGAGAAGCUCAAGAGGCAGAAAUAUGAGAUCACUCAGCUUCUCGUUCGGGUCAAGGACCACCAAAGCGCCAAGGGUCGUGGCAAGGGCAAGAUGGGCCGCUUGCGAUAAUGGGACAGCAGAAGAAAGCAGCAGAAAGUUCCAGAGAAGCGCCAAUACUGCUGCUCCCGUGUUCUGCUUGUGGCAGGGCCCCACUAUGCUGGGAGCAUUUGCAAACUUUUUGUUGUAUUAUAUGUACAAACAAUUAAAAUUAAAAAAAUAAUAAAUAAAAAAAUCACUGCACUAGCUCAAGUGGUUCGUUUUAAAUACACCACAUACUACUAUCUUGGUUCAGGAAAUGACAGCUGAAGAUUGUAUCUGUGUGGCAGGCUGUUAUUUCACAUUUAGACUGCAUCACUUAUUAAUGUCAUAUCAGUU
Molecule: messenger RNA, 1134 nt
Organism: Scleropages formosus (Asian bonytongue)
Lineage: Eukaryota; Metazoa; Chordata; Actinopteri; Osteoglossiformes; Osteoglossidae
Gene: tnnt2e
Product: troponin T2e, cardiac
Exons: 8
Coding region: 1-828 (275 amino acids)
Biological process (GO): sarcomere organization; regulation of muscle contraction; cardiac muscle contraction
Cellular component (GO): troponin complex
Molecular function (GO): tropomyosin binding; troponin C binding; troponin I binding
Source: RefSeq, a predicted model, not a curated record